AUGGGUGAGCGAACCCACCACGGAGCCCAAGCGUGCUCUGGCACCAACCCCAGGAAGUGCCAGGACCUAGGAGACUCGAUUCUUCUGAUCCUGGGCAGCUUCAUCUUGCUCAACGUGGGGAUCAACGUGGUGACUCUGCUCUGGAGGCAUCUGAAGAGCUCCUUGCGGACUCUUUUCCAUCAUUUUUUCCCCAAAGACAAGCAAUCCAGCUGUGCAGGCAGCCACGCCCUGUGCUCAAGAGCCUCUUCCCGCUUCCACCGUCGCCCAAGCUUCCUGCUUGGGCACCCACACCACCUUGAUUCCUGGAUACCAGACAUGAACGAUGAGAAGGCUUCUAAGCGCUGCUGGAUGCCGCCUCAGUGUGGACACGUGGGGGCGCCCAUGGCGGCUCCAGGGGAACUGUGGAAGGAGGGGAUAAUGGGAGCUGGGGAGGCCCCUCAGGUCACAUGCCUCAAGACCCAAGGCACCUUUUACCUCAGGCAAGAGACAUCUUCCAAGUUCCGCAGGAUGAGCAAGGUGGACAUGGUUCCACUCCGCCUGCCCCAAGAGAGCAAGACUAAGACCCCAGACUGUGACACAGCCCAGGCCCAGGCCCAAGCCCCGGUCCAGACCCGCUCCCCGGUCCAGCCCCCUGGACACGCUCCUGCCAAGGCCCAGACCUUCUCCUCAGCCCACCCUACUGUGCACACCCCACCCCAGGCCCAGACCUGCUCCCCAGGCCACCCCCAUGAGCACACUCCCGCCCAGGCCCAGGCCUUCUCCCCAGCGCAUCCCGCUGGGCACACUCCUGCCAAGGCCCAGACCUUCUCCUCAAGCCACCCCCCUGAGCACACCACCCCCCAGGCCCAGACCCCCUUCCCAGCCCUCACCUCUGAGCACACCCCAGCCCAGGCCCAAGCCCAGGCCCCUUCACAGGCCUCAGCCCAGUCCCUGGGCCACACCCCUGCCUGUACCCUGACCCAUGCUCUUCUAACCUAUACCCAUGGCCACACUCUGGUCCCUCCCCCAACUUCUGCCUCAGUUCCUCCUCCAACUUCUGCCCCUGCUACUACUCCUGCCCCAGCCCCUACACCAGCACCUGUCCCGACCUCUACCACAACCCCUGUCCCAGCACUGGUCAUGGCCCUGACGACCACUCCAGUCCCUUCCACCACCCCUACCUCCGUCUUAGCUUCUAUUCCCUCUACCUUGUCUGCCUUCAGCCAAGGCCUCUCCACCGGCCAUGUGGUCUAUGAUGCCCGCAGGGUAAAGCAGGAAUUAUUCCAUGUGUGUCCCCCUCAGAACUCUGGGUAUUCCAGAAAGGACUUGGGUACCCUCUCCAGGCCCCAAGAGGGUCAUGGGCUGGUGAGCUCUGGUACAGCUGAGAAAACAUCGAACCAAUGUAGUGGGGACAGUGCCAAGCCCUCCACAGGAUCCAUAUUGGGUUAUCUGGAGUUGGGGAAUAUGGAAUGGAAGAUCUCAAAUGAUGCCAAAGAUGAACUGGUACAGUCCAAGACCUUCCCUUACUGCAGCUUCCAUCCUUGCAGUUCUGAGAAGAGAAACACAGACUCCCAGACUCCAGUCUACCCCAAAUUCCUGGUAUACUCCAAGAAUGCUGCACCUUCUCAGCCUUGCUUCCAUUCUCCAACCAGUGCCCAGAGCUCACCAUGCACUGUGCCUUCACCAUGCAUGCUUUCUCUGCCUCUUGUUUCUCCCAGAUCCUUUAUCCUUCAUCAACACAGCAACCACCAGAAGCCUUCCACCUUUCCCGUGGCCUCCAAUUCUCCUCAGCCUGUCCUCUCUUCCCAGGGACCCAUCCCUCCCCAAUUCUCCACUACUUCUCAGACCCCAAACCAGCCCCAACCCGCUGAACUUCAUGAGAGUCUAGGCCUCAACCAAGACUCUGGCCUCCAAAGGACUCCAGGCCCUUCAAAAGACUCUAGAGUUUCUAGAAAUCCAGGCCUUACCCAAGACCCAGGCGUCCACAAGAACCCAGGCCUUACCCAAGACCCAGGCGUCCACAAGAACCCAGGCCUUACCCAAGACCCAGGCGUCCACAAGAACCCAGGCCUUACCCAAGACACUAAUCUCUGUAAGAAUUCAAGUCUUUCCCAAGACUCUGACCUUCAGAAGAAUCCAGUCAUUACCCAACAUGCUGGCCCCCAAAAGAACUUAGGUUCUACUCAAGAUAGAAGUUUCUUUAGAAACCCAUAUCUCACCCAACCCUCUGGUCUCCACAAGAACAUACCAUUUCUCCAAACUUCUGACAUUCAGAGGAGCUCAGGCUUCAUGCAUGAUUCUGGAAUCUGUAAGAAUCUAGAACGAAACCAAGAGACUAUACUCUACAAAAGUCAAGAAUGCUCCCAAAAAACUGGCCUCCAUGAUAUCCCACACCCUUCUCAAGAUUCUGGAUGUUACAAAAGCACAGGUAAUGCCCAAGAUCCAGGAGCCUUUAGGAGUCUAGGCUUUACCCACGAUUCUGGGCCACAGAAGACUCCAUACCUUGCCCAAGACUCUGGAAUCAACAAGAGCUCAGGCCUUUCCCAGGAAUCUGGUCUCCAUAAGAGCCCAGGCCUUGUGCAAACCCCUGGCCUCCAUAAGGGCUCAAGCCCUACCCAAGACUCAGGAGACUACAAGAAUCCAGGCCUUACCCAAGAUUCUGGAGUCUGCAGGAGCCAAGGUCUUACUCGAGAUUCUGACCUGCAUGAGAAUCCAGGCCUCACCCAAGCCACUGGAGUCAAAAGAUGUGGCCUUACCCAAGAUGCUGGAAUUUACAGGAGCUCAGAGCACACCCACAACCCUAACUUCCACAAGUACCCAGGAAUUAAUCAAGAUCCUGUCCGCCAUAAGGGCCCGGCACUUACUCAAGACUUUGGCUUCUCCAAGACUCAGGGCCUUACCAAGACAUCAGGCCUCCACAAGGACUCACGCCUUAUCCCAGAUCCUGGCCUCUACAAGAACCCUCUAGGAACUGACUCUGUCCAAGUUUGGGGCCCACAUCAGACCCAAAAGUCAUUUAUAUCUGAGGAGGUUCCUCAAAAGGAGGCUGCAGGGCAGCAUGUACCAUGGACUUCUGUCCCGCCUAGUCAGAACUCCUGCUCUCCCAAGGCCCAGGUGACCUACAAUGACCUGCAAACCUUCUCAGAGGUACCUGUACUCAUCGAGCUGCAGUCAUCCUUCCGGCAAGCAGGCAGCCAAGACUGUGUGUACCACCCCAUGGAUACAGCUCCUCCAGCCUGCCAGAACUAUCGCCAGAUGUCUAUGCCUCCCAAAACUAACUGGAAGCCCUACUGUCCUGGGCCAGGCACCCGGGUAGGGCAUGUGGUCUUUGAUGCCCGCCAGAGACAGUUCAGAGCUGGCAGGGACAAGUGUGAAGCUCUGUCUCCCAGGCGCCUUUGCCGAGAGACAUCCAAGAACUCACGGAGACCAUCAAGGAAUGGGGAUAUCAGUGUGUGA
Hippopotamus amphibius kiboko is the source of this 3435-nucleotide messenger RNA. RefSeq names its product SPEM family member 3 (gene SPEM3). Gene Ontology annotation, cellular component: cytoplasm. Gene Ontology annotation, biological process: sperm individualization; flagellated sperm motility. The record is from RefSeq and is a predicted model, not a curated record. NCBI's taxonomy places the organism in Eukaryota, Metazoa, Chordata, Mammalia, Artiodactyla, Hippopotamidae.